Uloborus diversus is the source of this 1798-nucleotide messenger RNA. RefSeq lists its product as uncharacterized. The transcript is spliced from 3 exons. The record is from RefSeq and is a predicted model, not a curated record. The coding region runs from base 56 to 1798 and encodes 580 amino acids. Lineage: Eukaryota; Metazoa; Arthropoda; Arachnida; Araneae; Uloboridae.
CUGAAUAUGAUUUGUCUGCUGUUCUCAUUUUGAAGUUCAAGAAUAGGGUCUAACUAUGCGUCGUCUACGAAGUCAGUCUGCAUUACAAGAGAAUCCUAAUGUUUUAAAAGCUGUAAACGUAAAUAAAGUUAGAGAAAAAGAAAAUGUAUGUAUUACAUCUAAGAAGAAAUCUGAUACAAGUACAAUUGUUGAUCAGAUGCACAUAAAUUUAAAUGUGAAAGCAUCACAUCAUAAAACCCAAAAAUCUAAUAAAGAAAACUUAGCUUUUCAAAAUUACAAAAGUGUGGUAAAAGAAAAUAAGGAACUAAACACUUUUAAAACACAGAGUUCAAAAAUUUCAUGCAAAAAGCGAGUAUCAGAAAGUAAAGCAAAUUGUGCACCAAUUAAAGAUGACAUUGAUCGCCAAGCCUCCUCACAUUGUAGAAAAGAUUCUGAAAUAAUUUCUGAUAAACUACCCGUGAAGUCAAAGCGAAAGAAAUCCAGCCCAAGCCAUUUGGAAAAUGCAACAGUGAAGAAAGAUGCACAAAAUAGCAGAAUUGAGAAAAAAUUACAUACGUUGCGGCCAAGGAAUAAUAAUUUGCAAGUAGAAGACAAAAAGUCUGUGUCUGUUGUAAAGCAGCCCUCAAUAAAAAAAACUGUUGAUAAGAAUUGUGGCAAAACGAAAAUUGCCAAACAGAACUCCAACAAGAUUGACAAGCUUAGAAAAACUCAGAGUGAUUCAAAACUAAAAUUGGGGAAUAAUCAUACAAUAGAAGAAAUAAUUAGAAAUAAGAAAUCUGUAUCAAAACUGUGUGACAGUUUUAAUUACAAAAUCGAUUCAUAUUUUGUAAAAAAGACUGUAUUACCACCUACUGAUCUUCUCAAGAAGCAUUGUCCAAUAUGGAAAAAAGAACCAAAAUUAAUGUCUAAAAGAAAGUCUGAAUAUGAUAUAUAUGACAUAUUACAGGAUGAAGACAUGGCUUCCGAAACGCCAGUGAAGGUUAAAAGAAGACGUAUGCCUGCAAAGGACAGAAUUAAGAUUAAAAAAGUUUAUAAACCAAAAGAAAAAAAUGUAAAUGCUGUAAAAGAUACAAAAAAGAGAGUAAAUGAUAUUUCAGAUAUAGAUUCAGCUGAAAUUCCAAUAGAUCUGCAGGAAUGUGAGUUAGAAGUCAUAGAUGAUAAUUCCAAAACUGUGUUGACUAGCCCUUGGAAACAAGUACUUAGCAAUCCCAGUACAGAACCUGAGACUGUAGUCUCAAAUCUGCUUAAAGAACUGGAUGAAUCUUUUCCCAAAACGUCUACUCCUCAAAAAAGAUUGUUUGAGAAAAAAUUAGAUCUGCUUGGUAAAAAUUUUGGGGAAGAUACAAGUACUAUAGCAGAAAUAUCUUGCAUACCAAAUACAAACUCUUGUAACUUUGUGGAAACUAUUUUUCAAACUCCUAAAGUUUCUCCAAAAAGAAAUAUACAACAAAACAAUGCAAUCUAUAUUGAAAAACCAGAAACUAAAUGUAAAUAUAAUUUUGUAGUUAAUCUUUUUGAAUCUCCCCCUAAAGAUUUAAAAAAGCAGCGAAAAAUGGUAUUGGACUUGAGUGAAACAAAAUGUAAGAAGUUAUUAGUUGAUGAGCCUAACAGUUGUUUUUUAAAACCAAGAAAAUCAUAUAUUUCACCUGAUCUUGUAACAAAACAUAUUGCCAAAACUAAAAGGACUAAUAUUCCUGAGAAACAAAAACCAGCAUCAAAGAGCAGACAAGAAUUAUUGAUUGAAAAAAUGAAUAAGGAAUUUGAUGAUAUAAGCAGCCUGGAAUUAUGUAUUGAAUAG